AUGGCAGGCGUCCUCAGGAAAUCGGUGGACUGGCUAAAAUUUGCUUGGGCAAGAGAACCCGUCGUCUUCAUGUCAUGCGUAUUUGGAUUUUCAGGUAAUUAUUUUGUUUUUUACCUCUUUAUGUUCACCGAAUAGACAACAAUGUUUAAGUUUAUGCAACUGAUCUCUACUAUAUUGAAAGUAAGAAUUUGCGCCACAUUGUUGUCGUGCGAAUGGUAUUUGAGAUUGGGAUUAGUUAAAAGCUACAGUGUUUUCUAUUGAUAGCGUCAACAUCCUUGGAAUGAAAAGUUUCUUUUCAGUGAUAUCUCACGCCAACGCUACCGGCAAGUGGUCAUGGUGGGGUCUAUAGGGCUUUCAACCCCUCCACGUCUUCAAAUCUUGAGAAUUGGUAACGAAGGGAUGAUAGAUGACGUCAUAUCGCACGGCACAUGAUCAUUUGAGCAAAAAAUACUCGUUGUCUCAGAUCGAUAAAUAUAGCUCAUAAAACAGUUCAAAAUGGAGGGAGCAUGGCAACAUGUGCACGUGGCAACGGGGUUUUCCGUGACACGUGAUGGGUCCCAAAUUAUCAGUGUGAUGCGUGAUCGCGCCCAAAUUAGCCACGAGAUGCCACAGGGUCCCCGACUCACAACAGCCUACUGGAAACAAAAUUAUAUUGGGAUUUGUAUGGGAAUUUAUUGUAACAUCGUUAAAAUGGUUAAAAUGUACACAAACUCGCGAUUCAUCCGCCAUUGUUUUGGUUUUCAAAGCCGGCUCUUUUCGCUACUAGUGCAGGGCUAUAACAUAUACCGUAUUUAUUCGACUAUAAGCCGAGCGAUUUUUACACAAAUUAAAACUGAAGUGAAUUAAGAUUUGGGCUCUAGAGGGGGUCUCGGCUUAUAGCCGAAAGUUUUUGAAAAAAAAAAUUUUCCGGCGCAUGGAAACUCUACUAAAUCGAGAUGUAUUUACGUAUAAGCCGAGCUAAAGUGAAGAAACACAAUAUGCAAUCGUUGGUUAUUAACUUUUAAGAAUGUGGUGGCUCCUAAAGGAGCCAUUUGUUAAAUUUAAUGUGUUUUCACAGAAAAGAUAAAGAUUCUUGAUAGGGAAUAACCGUGACGCUGACGGGAUAUGAUUACAAAUCGAUGGAAUUUGACUGCUACUGCUCCAAAUCUUCAGGGAGACGCUGAGCAAGUGUUGUUUUGGUGCGAAGGCUGACGGAAUGGCGGCGCUUCCAUUUCUGGUACCAGCCGAGGGACGCUUUAAACUCGGGAUCCUCGCUGAAUUCCUUUGCCUUUAGACGUAGCAUCAAUCCGCUAACAGCUAUUCCUAUGCAAAACGAAGUGAGAACUCAGAGAAGGUUACGAAACGAUCGAAAGGUUAAAAAUUUGACACGUCUUGCAUUUGUUUUGACAUUUGUGAAAACUGGCCAAUGAGAGUCUUUCAUACACAAUGUUGUCACAUGAUACUACGAUAGUUUUGAGACUCACACAUUCAACAACACAUACUCACUCUGCAAUCAGCUGAUUGAUUUAUUUCGUGAUCUUGUUUCUGUUGUUUUAAGAUACAAAAUCAAUGCUCGACAAAAAACUUACCUUGGGUUCUCUGCUCUGUAAACCAUUCCAGUAUUCUUUGAUCGAGCUCCGGAUAUUCGGCGUGAAGCAUCCCAUCGUCUUCCGUUUCGCUGAUAAUUUAAUCUCGCCGUUAUAAAGGUUCGCUUGAUCUCAGGCUUGAUCUUUCCUCCAGCGACGGACCAUGGACUCACUGAUGCCAUAUUCUCUGGCGAUUUCAGAGUUAUUUUCAACAGCUUCUGCUUCGGCGACUAUUGUAAGUUUAAGCGCGAGGUUGUAUGACGUGCAACGAGCUUUGGGCAUGAUGACAACUUGACUUGAAAUAAACGAUUGCGAACACGAGAUUGUUUGAUAGACGCUACGGAUGUCUAGGUACUGGUGAUGCCGCUUAACAACACAGUUAGUCUUAAAUUCAUUUUUUGGAUCACAUUAAUUCAUCUGAGUUAUGAUUCAUUGCUUUUCAAUUGAAUAGUUACUUACGGUUAAUACUAAUAGUAUUUAUUAAUUCGCGUGUGCUUUCUAAGAGGGAAGCUGUUUGCAUAAUAAAUCAUCAUUGCAUCUCUUGUAUACGCGCGUGUGUGUUAUCGUCUAAGCCUCAUUUAUGACAAUCAAUGUGAUUUUUUCCGAAAAUGUUAGGUUUUCCCGUAGUUACCAAUUCAGUCUUGUAAUAAUGAAUGGGUCUCGGCUUAUAGCCGGGUGUUUUCGAUUUAUUUUUGGUUCUCGUUAUGCCGAGUCUACACGUUCAAAGUUUGGGGUCUCGGCUUAUAGUCGAGAUCGGCUUAUAGUCGAAUAAAUACGGUAGCCUAGUAGUAGCUCAACCAAUCAGAAUGCAGCAUUGAUAAUAGAGCCCGGUGGCCCCUGGUGCCCAACGUUUGCUCUUGGGCGACUAGAAAAUCUCAGAUGUAUUACAGCAAGGAGCCCCAAAGUGUGACCACUUUUAAUUUAUUCACAUUCUUUCAUACAGAUUUAAUCCAAUCAGAAGCCAGCUGGAAACUGUCCUCAACUUCUGAUUGGUUAACGUCUGCAUGAAAGAAUGUGAGUUUAUUGAAGGAGGUCACACUUUUUGACUCCUUGCUGUAAGCAGUCAGCUGGCCAUUCCCCAAAUUGACCUCUUGAUACAGGGUUGACUAUAUCUGUCAGCAGUUGUUUAAAAACAUCAUUAACUUUGUGAUCUGCUUUGCACAUUAUUUCUUGCAAAUGUCUGAGAGUCACUGUUUGGUUCCAGCCACUGUACAUUCCCUUUAUUUGAUGUAGUGAGGUUUUUCACUGAAUGUAUACAGGGAUCCAUAUAUUUCAUUUUUUCUCAGAGUCGUCAGCCGAGCAAGUAAGCCUGACAGCAUACUUGCCCAGUUACAAUUUGGGUUGCCUGGACAAAAGUGCAGCCAAUCAUAUUUAACAAAUAGAUUCCAUGUUGCCAUGCGUCUGUUCAGUAAUAGAUCACAGAUGACAUCAAAAUGUGGUAAAAAUAAAGAAGUGGUACACGAGCCACAGGCAAAUUUGUCACUGAUGUUUUUACCACAUUUUGAUGUUCUCUGUGAUCUAUUACUGAACAGGCCCAUGGCAACAUGGAAUCUAUUUUGUUUUAUACAAUGACCAGAAAAGAAAAUAGACCGAUACACAUACCUACCUCAUAUCGCUGGACUGUUCGAGGAUUUAUGCUAGUGUAGGCAUUUUUUAUGUCCCAAGCACUACUUUUCGUCUCUUCUUCUUCUUUUUUUCUUUAUCUUACUUGUAUACAGUUUCUUCGAAAAGUUCAGUUUUCAACUUCUUUUCUUGCUCAAAGCAGAAUAAUGCUGAAAACAUUUUGCAAAACAGCGAGUCUCUCGUAGCGAUGACACAUUAUGGCAACUGUUGUGAAGAUUUCUUGUAGUUUAGGGAUUCCUAAGUACUCAACAACUCUUUUUGUUCCCGUUCCUCCAUUUUUCUUCUUUGUAAAUAGCUCCUGCUAAACUUUUUUUGAGGCUUUCACUUGCUUUAAUCUGAAAUAAUCUCACAAACAUUUUCAAAACCGCUCGCCAUGUUGAACAAAACAACAAGUUUCCCAUGAUGUCAUCUAUGUAUCUGUACUCUUAUAGGUCAUAGGCAAUGACCAAUCACCGCGCGUGUAGCAUUCACAUCAUUGUACAAAAAAGAAUGGUGAAAACAUUGUGUGCAACUUGAGCAUUUCUGAUUAGCAUUUUAUUUCCAUUAUAGUUGCUAAAAAAGGGUUUAACUGAAAUCUUAAGUACAACAGGCUACAGACCUAGGCUAAAAACAGUUUAUUUAUGUUUUACAAGUAGCCACAGUCGGUCAGUUUGCCAUGAAGGCAAGACAGUGCGUUUACGUUUUCCACCGUAAAAGGCAGUGGCUCCUGCUUCCUUUUUUUUUCGUCAGAGGCAAAGAAAUGUCUUCUAAAUGUCACAUCCUGAUGUGUAUAAGGCACCGGUCUCUGCUUCACAUUUUUUUCCACUGAAAGGAACAAAACACCUUCUAAAAAAUGCCACAUCUUGAUGCCAUGUUGUCACGUUUUCUUCAGUGGCCUCUGAAUGCAGUACUUCACAAAAAACUGAGCCUGCAAUUGUUUUGUAGAAAAUACUGCACCAUCAAAGAUGGAACCCAAACUUAUGAUUUCAUUGCAGACAAAAGCUGCUUGUUAUUCCUCAUUAAGAACAUAGGGGAAAUGUAUAAAAUCAUAUAAAAAUUUUUGAAAAUAUUUUGUGGUUGAGUAAAACCUCACUUGUCGGAAGAGUGACUUUUGAAGUUAACUUAAUCGUCUGUACGGGAUUGUAGUCGUCUGGGACGAGUGGAUGACUGGGAUAUGGAUCCCUGUGUAUAGCAGUCAGAGCUUCUGCAAUUUUCAUUUUCUUAAGUGAUUGCUAUUUUAAAAUUCAUUGUUGCCUAGCUUUGACCUAAAAUUACUUGUGAUUUUGUAUCUUUUUGUUCUUUGCAUUGCACCAUUUUCACUGCAAUACAUGUCACUUAUGGUAAUAUUUGCCUGUUCUUCGCUUUGUUCUCAAUGCAUGUGGGGUAUGAGAGACUUAGACAGGAAAACUCCUGAGUAAGCUUGAUGAUUCACUGUUUCCAGAAGUUGCCCUUUAAAGUAUACUGAUGUGUACAUGUACUUUAAUUUGGGGCUUAGUUUCCUGUGGACCCUGAGGAUAUAACACCGACUUGGAAGGGUCUAGUUGCAUUUGCCAGGUUUGAAACCAUGAUAGGGAUCCAAUUUAACUGUCAGAAUGUUAAGGCUGUACAGUUGUCAGCAAUCUUUUCCACUCUCUUCAUCAUAGGUCCUCUUUUUGUAUUGAUCAGUCCCUGGACAAAGGAUACUAUUAAAACUAUGAAGUCCAUACCCCAUGUCUAUCCAUGUAAGUAAAAAAUUUUCCCUUUUAUGGUACUCAGAAAAUAAUGCUCUAGAACUAAAUUUGUAUAGGUAAUCAUACAACUAUGAGUUCAAUUUGGGAUUUAUUUUUACAAGUGUGUUUUUCAAAAAGUUUCAAAAUUGCAUAACUCCAUAAGCCGAAUGCAGUUUGAACUUUUUUGAAACAUUCAUGAGUGCACAUAUAAAUCAAAAUUAGUGGAGUCUGUUUAUAACAGCCACCCUGGAGACCCUAGAAACCACCUGCUUAGAGCAAGGAGUCCAUCUUUAGUCAUGUUGUGGUUACCUGUGAGUUCUAGUGCAUGGUUGGUUUUUAAUUGUUUCUGUUGUUCAUUAGCCAAUCACAGUACUCCAUUCUCACAUUGAACCUUGGUUUUAUCUUUGACAUCACCUUGACAUCAUCAUCAUCAUCAUCAUCAUCAUCAUCAUUGAAAGUGUUGCAUCUCUUUAUUGUCCUUUUUAUUACCAUUACAAGAAAAACCCAUUGUAGCCAACAUAUUAUUUUGCCAGUCUGUUGUAGGUUCCACUGCAGAAGAAAGAAAUUGCAAUGAGAUUAUUUCCCACUGGUUGUUUGAUGCACUUUUGACAUAAAACUAUUGACAUUAAUUUAUUCACAUAAUUAGUGUUCAUGAAACUAGUUUCUCACAUAGACCAUAACAUAACCAUUGAGCAGCUCGACAUUUUUAAUGUAUAUAUAUAUAUAUCUAUAUAUGUUGUAGUUUAUUUUUUAUCUCACAGGUAAUUUUUGUUUUUCUUUUGUUUCAACUUCAUUGGCCUACAUUACCAUACCCAAAAACAAAAGAAAAAGAAAAAUUAGGGGAGAUAGAAAGGUAUCUACAACAUAUAAUUAUAUUUGGUGUUAGCUGGGGUCAUUUUAGGGCAACUACUACAUUUAGAUGUGUUCGAGAAAGUACUUAUUACAAAUUUGGUCAAAAUUCUUUAAUUUUCAAAAUCUUACCCAUGAGUUAUCAGAUAACUGCAGUAUCUAAUGUUUAAUCCUUUCUCCUUUUAUUUUACAGAUCCACAAUUGGAGAAUGAAGAUCUAUCUAACAUUGAUGGUCAAGGAAACAAAAUCUAUCCAGAAUUUCCUAUCUAAGAAACCAAUGGUCUUUUUGUACAGACUACCUGUAAUAACUAUGUGAAAAUCCCUCUGUUGCAUAUCAUGUUUGGUUGUUUUGAGUGGAAAUUUGUUGUUUGUUCAUACCUAAGUUCUUGUCAAAUUGACUGUAAUAAUAAGGUUCCUGAUGAUUUCAAGAAAUAAAGGUAACAUUUUAG
Messenger RNA from Porites lobata, 6174 nucleotides. Lineage: Eukaryota; Metazoa; Cnidaria; Anthozoa; Scleractinia; Poritidae. The record is from the annotation of a GenBank genome assembly.